Auanema sp. JU1783 is the source of this 1296-nucleotide messenger RNA. The record is from the annotation of a GenBank genome assembly. NCBI's taxonomy places the organism in Eukaryota, Metazoa, Nematoda, Chromadorea, Rhabditida, Rhabditidae.
AUGCCACUAAUAAAAAGGGCAGUUUCUCCUGUAGAUGUAAGUCGUGGCAGAAUCCCUCCUAAUCUUCAACAUGAUGAACUACAAUGCGUUGCUAACGGAACUUUAGCUAAUCUAAUCCGUCAACUCAGUUCUUUAAGUAAACAUGCUGAACAUAUUUUUGGAGAAAUAUAUCUAGAAGCUAUGAAGUUAGAGCACAAGUCUAACGUUCUAGAACAAAGAAUUGAACGGGUAAGAAGUAAAGUUUCUCAACUGGAUUCUAAUAAUGAGCAAGCAACUUUGGGCGAAGUUCAGAUGAGAAAAGCUUUCAAGAGUUCUAUGUUAAUCGAUCAACACACUCUCGAUCGAAGUACUUUACCUGUUUCGCUCACAGAAGCGUACACUAGGUGUGAUCGCCCCCCUAACUUGGAUGCAUUGAAUCCAUACAGAGAUGAUCCAAAUGUCAAUGCUUUAUCACUCUACACUAAUCCCUCCUUCUUCUUUGAUUUGUGGAGGCAAGAAAUGCUUAAGGAUGUUGAUACCAAAAGACGAGUCAAAUCUCCAACGGACGGUAACAAAAGUCCUAAGAAAAAAAGACGAGCUGUCCCGCAGCAGGACCCCAAUAGACAAGCAUCUAGAUAUAAUACUUAUGUUCGUGCACCUCCAGGUGCUUUAUCUUUCCCUGAAGAGUAUCAAGCUCCGCAGGCGCUCGGACUACAACUGAAUCGACCUCAAAACCAAUACCAGCAGUUCCAAGCCAACUCUUCCCUUCUUCCCCCUAUUGGAAUGAGUGUGCAUGCCCCACCGAUGGAUAACAAACCUCAGCCUCCUACAACCGUUAAGAGAGAUUUACCACCACCGGAUCUCUCCUUACUAUCCAUUGAUGACGAUGAUGAUUUGCCACCACCACCACCUCCUUUGAUGCAUACAUCAAUAGUUCAACAGAUCCCUUCACCCCCACAAAACAAUAUUCAGUUUGUUCAGAGUGACAAUCAAAUGGUGCCACCCCCACCUCCACCUCCUCCUCCACCUCUUACAAUGUUACCUUCAACUAAUGCGGCUACUUUUGCUACUUCUGUAGCAGUUGAAGAAAAGCAAAAAGAAGAACAAAGGAGUGAUCCAAGAAGUGAUCUCCUUUCACAGAUUAGGAAAGGUCUUGAGCUCAAAAAGGUUCGACGAGCUGAAGAAGAAGAGGCAGAACGGGUUGCAACUGAGCAGAAUGAUGUGGCUGCUAUUUUGAAAAGAAGAAUGGAGCACGUUCUUGGUAAUGAAGAUGACUCCCAAAGUAGCGAAUGCGAUGAUGAUGAAUGGGAGGACUAA